Molecule: messenger RNA, 3139 nt
Organism: Alexandromys fortis (reed vole)
Lineage: Eukaryota; Metazoa; Chordata; Mammalia; Rodentia; Cricetidae
Gene: Xrcc1
Product: X-ray repair cross complementing 1
Exons: 18
Coding region: 155-1999 (614 amino acids)
Biological process (GO): single strand break repair; base-excision repair; double-strand break repair via nonhomologous end joining
Cellular component (GO): nucleus
Molecular function (GO): damaged DNA binding
Source: RefSeq, a predicted model, not a curated record
GCGGCGCGCCGCAGUUUGAAAGGCCCGAGCCUCGCGCGCUUGCGCACUGAGUUCCGCGCUGGGCGCGCUCGCCCCUCUACCUUCUCCCGGGGCCCCCCUGCUGGAAGGAACCCUUCUUCGUUCUGUGGUCCGUAGCACGUCCACGGCUGUGGACAUGCCGGAGAUCAGCCUCCGCCACGUCGUGUCCUGCAGCAGCCAGGACUCGACCCAUUGUGCAGAAAACCUUCUCAAGGCCGACACUUACCGGAAGUGGCGCGCAGCCAAGGCAGGCGAGAAGACCAUCUCUGUGGUCCUACAGUUGGAGAAGGAGGAGCAGAUACACAGCAUAGACAUUGGGAACGAUGGCUCAGCCUUUGUAGAGGUGCUGGUGGGCAGCUCGGCUGGAGGGGCCACAGCUGGUGAACAGGACUAUGAGGUCCUUCUGGUCACCUCCUCUUUCAUGUCCCCUUCUGAGAGUCGAAGUGGUUCGAAUCCCAACCGCGUUCGUUUCUUUGGACCUGACAAGCUAGUCCGGGCCGCAGCAGAGAAGUGCUGGGACCGUGUUAAAAUUGUGUGCAGCCAGCCAUACAGCAAGGACUCACCCUAUGGCCUGAGUUUUGUGAGGUUUCACAGCCCUCCAGACAAAGAGGAGGUGGAGGCUCCAUCCCAGAAGGUGACAGUGACCAAGCUCGGCCAGUUCCGUGUGAAAGAGGAGGAUGACAGUGCCAGUUCCCUGAAACCAGGAGCUCUCUUCUUCAGUCGCAUCAACAAGACGUCUUCAGCCUCUGCUAGCGACCCAGCGGGACCCAGCUAUGCAGCAGCUACACUGCAGGCCUCAAACGCAGGCUCCUCGGCCUCUCCGGUCUCCAAGGCUUUGGGUAGCUCUUCCAAGGAGUCUCCCAAAGGGAAGAGGAAACUGGACUUGAACCUAGAAGACAGGAAGCCUCCCAGCAAACCUUCAGCAGGGCCACCUGCCCUCAAGAGACCCAAAUUGCCUAUUCCUAGUCGCUCCCCAGCUGGAGCCCCAGCCUCUGCCCCAGCACAGAAGGCGGUCCCAGGGAAGCCCCAGGGAGAAAGCUCUGAGCCCAGGGUAGCCCGAGCUGGCCCCCAGGAGCUGGGGAAGAUUCUGCAGGGUGUGGUGGUGGUGCUCAGUGGUUUCCAGAACCCCUUCCGCUCAGAGCUGCGGGACAAAGCCCUGGAGCUGGGGGCCAAGUAUCGUCCAGACUGGACUCCGGACAGCACACAUCUCAUCUGUGCCUUUGCCAACACUCCCAAGUACAGCCAGGUCCUGGGCCUCGGAGGCCGUAUUGUGCGGAAAGAGUGGGUGCUGGACUGCUACCGGAUGCGGCGCCGGCUGCCCUCCCGGAGGUACCUCAUGGCAGGUCUUGGCUCCAGCAGUGAGGACGAGGGGGACUCUCCCAGUGAGAGCCGUGAAGAUGAAACUCCUAAGCUUCCCCAUAAGCGGCCCCAGGCCAAAGCCAAGACCCAGGCAGCAGGACCUAGCUCACCAAAAAGACCACCAACUCCAAAAGAGACAAAAGCACCCUCACCAGGACCCCAGGACAAUAGUGACACUGAGGGGGAACAGUCAGAAGGACAGGACAAUGGGGCGGAAGAUUCCGGGGACACAGAGGAUGAGCUGAGGAGGGUGGCCAAGCAGAGGGAGCAGAAGCAGCCCCCAGCUCCAGGGGAGAAUGGCGAGGACCCGUAUGCUGGCUCCACAGACGAGAAUACAGACACCGAGGCUGACCUGCCAAUUCCAGAGCUGCCAGACUUCUUCCAAGGCAAGCACUUCUUCCUUUAUGGGGAGUUCCCUGGGGACGAGAGGAGGAAGCUCAUCCGAUAUGUGACCGCUUUCAAUGGUGAGCUUGAGGACUACAUGAGCGAGCGUGUCCAGUUCGUUAUCACAGCCCAGGAGUGGGACCCCGUCUUUGAGGAGUUGUUCCUUUCUCAGGAGGCUCCAGCUCAGGUUCUGUCUGGGUUCAGCUUGCGCUCUUUCUCUCCGAUAACCCUGUCCUAGGGUCUGGAAGAGCACUUGGGAGGCAGAGGCAGGAGGAUCUCUGAGUUCGAGGCCAGCCUGGUCUACAAAGCAAGUUCCAGGACAUCCAGGGCCACACAGAGAAAGACUCUUCUGGUGAUGGGAUCCUCACCUGAGCUAUUAUUUUGGUAACAGUAUUGGGGACUGAGUCUAGGCCUUCAGCACCUGCAGCCACUCCACCACUGGACUGUGUCCCCAGCUGUUCACAGGUCUAUAAAUAGGCCACUGAUCCAGAAUCUUCAAUCCUACCCCAUUCUCCCUUUCCAUGUGCCCUAUCCACACAUUCCCAGGUCCAUGGAGUGACUGUGUGCCAUGUGCCCGUCUGUGAAAUGCUGGGGAGACAGUGAAGAAAGACACUAGUCCCUGGUGUCAUGGGGCCUGUGUGCUUGGUAGUGGCGAGGCCGGGGAGUAGGUGUGCAGUGUGGGCACUUAAACAGGGCAGCGUGACAGGCAAUGGGGGUGCAUUUAGAUAGGGUUGUAAGACCUGUCAAAGGAGUACCAGUCCUCUGCAGGAACUAGGCACAUGAACAAAAGCCCCCAGAGAGCCCUUAAAGAGGUGCAAAGGCUCUGGGGAGGGCAGGCAGGAAGUAGGGCAUUGGGCUGCUUAGAGACCCACUUCUGCCCAUUCUGCCACUGUCCUCUCAGCCUCAGUUUUUCUAUCUGUACAAGGUAAAGUUGGCCCAGACCAGCACCUUUGGUUUCUUUGUUUUUGAGCCAGUCUCAUAGCCAAAGGCUGGCCUCACACUCCAUAAGUAGCUGAGGGUGACCUUGAAUUGGCCCUCCUUUCCACCUCACAAAUGCUGGCCUUAUAAAACAGGCAUCACUGUGCCUCACUUCUGUGUGAGCACUGCUGCCAUUUGAGCUUUGGAAGGGAGGAAGGAUCCUGAUCCCUCCUCCAAGGCUUCCUCUGCCUCUUGUGGCACAGCAGCCUGCUCACUUCCUCUGUCCACUUCCGGAACAUUCAGAUCUUAGUUCCUCACCUCCUCGAUCUCAGGGAGCACGGGGCAAGUCUCCUCAGGGUUUAACUCUACACCUGCUCAUGGUCAAGCUUAUCUGUCUCUUCGUUCAUGAUUUGUGCUUAUUUUUGUUUCAAAUAUGUUUUCUGCCGGGCAGUGGUGGCGC